Molecule: messenger RNA, 2154 nt
Organism: Caenorhabditis briggsae
Lineage: Eukaryota; Metazoa; Nematoda; Chromadorea; Rhabditida; Rhabditidae
Exons: 12
Coding region: 1-2154 (717 amino acids)
Biological process (GO): protein processing
Cellular component (GO): plasma membrane
Molecular function (GO): metalloendopeptidase activity
Source: RefSeq, a predicted model, not a curated record
AUGGCUGGGAGCAUCAAGAAAGCAAAAACUACGAAAACGAAAACUUCGAAAACAACGACCCAAACUGGACCUAAAAAAUCGAAGAAAUCAACGCAUCCGAAAAGAUCCGAAAAGAAACACGAAAACUCAAAUUCCCCGAAAAAGAUAAACGGGAAGAAAUGUAUUCUUUACGGAAUCCCAAUUUUGAUCAUUUUUGCUCUGGUUGCGGCUUUGAUUGUUGUCCUGACAUUGGGGAAUGUGAAUUUUGGAGAAGUCAAAGAAGAAAUCAAAGAAGAAGAUAAAAAAGAAGUCGAAGUUUGCAAAACUCCAGAAUGUAUCAUGUUAGCUCAUCAUUUGAGCAAUUGGAAAGACAAUUCCGUAGAUCCUUGUAAAGAUUUCUUCAAAUAUUCCUGUGGAAAAUACAAUGAGCAUAAUGUUGUGGAAUACUCUCAAUUGACGAAGAAAACUUUGAUAUUGAAAGGAUUGAUUAAAGAGUUUCUUAAGAAAAACAAACCGUCUAAUUCGAAAACAGAGCAAUUGAUGACCCAUUUGUUUAGGAAAUGUGAAGAAAGCAAAGAUGAGAGCAUCAAGGAUAAAAUCGAAAAGGAGAGGAUCGAAGACAUCAAAAAAGAUGCCUUGAAAAUUGGUUGGCCUUUGGCAGAUCCAACUUGGCGUGAAAGUAGUUUCGACUUGGCUGAAUUGCUCGAACAAAUCCCUACAAUUCUUGACGGAGAAAGAAACGAAAUAGGCUAUGGAAUAUUCAAUAUCUGGAUUCCUGCUGCUCAAAAAAUAUUCAUCGGAGCGACUAGUGAAUCCUUCACUGAUUUUGGAACCGUCAAAAAGGUAAUAUUAAAAGUUCUGGGAAAAGACGCAUCUUCAAACCUGGAUAAUAAAGUGAAAGAAAUCAAUGAAUUCAGUAAGGAACUGCGAGCUAUUGAUGCUUCUAUACCUCUAUCAGAUGAUCCGAAUCAAAAGUACUCCAACAACUUCAAAGAAAUGAAUGAUGCUCUUCCUGUCUUUGAUUAUUUGAUCAAGUCACUUCUAACAAAAGGAUCAAGAAGUUGGCGAAAAAUAAGUGAUCUUGUUUAUAAGGACAAAAGAAUAACUGCAAACUACUUGGUUUACAAAUAUGUUUCUAAUUCUUUGAGGUUUACACCUGGUUAUUCAGAAUGUCAUCAGGUUGUCAUUAAUAACCUCCCACUUCCCUCUCCCAGAGUUUUUAUUCGAAAUCAUUUUGACAAAGGUGCUUUGAAAGAUGUAGACAAACUUGUUGAGGAUAUCAGAUCUAGCUUUAUCGAAAUGCUCGAAAAGUCUGAAUGGAUUCAUGAGAAGACAAGAAGUGCUGCAAUUCGGAAAGCAAAAGCCAUGAAAAAGACGAUUUCAUACCCAGGCGAAUUGGAGAAACCAGGAGCGUUGGAUAAACAUUUUAAUAUUCAAUUAGAUCCAUCCGAUUCGUAUUAUAUAACUAUGAGAAAAAUCGACGGGGCAUCAAUGAAUCUUCUGAUGGAUUAUGUCUCUUCGGAUUUUGCAAUGGGUCCACAUUUCAGUCUGUCAUCUAACGCUGUGCAUUCUUUUUUUGGCAAUUCAAUCAAUAUCUAUGCUCCGAUCAUGGACGAUCCUUUAUUCCAUACGAGUUUCCCGAACUAUGCGAAAAUUGCUGGAAUCGGUUCCAUUAUUGGGCAUGAAAUCGGUCAUGGAUAUGAUAUCAAGGGAAUAAAUUUUGACGAAAAUGGAAAUUUGAAAACGUGGUUUGAUGGGGCAGAUCAAAGGGAGUAUGAGAAGAAAGCAGCGUGUCUUACCAAUCAGUAUAAUAACUACGAUGAUCCUAGUUUUGGAAAGACAUUGAACGGCACUCUCACUGUUGGAGAAAUGAUGGCUGACGAAAUGGGGCAGGAUGCUGCAUGGAGAACAUUCAAAAAGUUGGAUCUGUCUCAGGAGAAAAGAAUCAUUGGAUUCGAGGAUUACAGUAUUGAAAAACUGUAUUUCCAGAUUGAAGCAACAAAGCGGUGUUCUCCACGAUCGCCGUUAACACUCGAAGAGCAACUAAAAGAGGUUCAUGCAACGAACAGUUUUCGAGUCAAUGGAGUGUUUGCGAAUGAGAAAGCGUUUGCAGAGGCGUUCAAUUGUCCAACUGGGUCGCCCAUGAAUCCUGUCAAGAAGUGUACAAUGUUUUGA